Molecule: messenger RNA, 879 nt
Organism: Beauveria bassiana ARSEF 2860
Lineage: Eukaryota; Fungi; Ascomycota; Sordariomycetes; Hypocreales; Cordycipitaceae
Product: chaperone protein hchA
Exons: 1
Coding region: 1-879 (292 amino acids)
Molecular function (GO): protein deglycase activity
Source: RefSeq, a predicted model, not a curated record
AUGUCCAACGACCGCGCCCCCGUCGCCGACCAGGCCGAGCUCAACGCCUUCUUCCCCUCUCCCUUUUCCCUCACCCAGUACGUGCCCUCCAAGACCGACUUUGACGGCGCCUCGUACCCGUCGGCCUACACCGGCGGCCGCUGGAAGAUUCUCCUCAUUGGCACGCAGGAGCGCUACCUGCCCAUGGCCGACGGCCGCUUCUUCUCCACCGGCAACCACCCCGUCGAGCUGCUGCUCCCGCUGCUGCACCUCGACGCCGCGGGCUUUGACGUGGACGUGGCCACGCUCUCCGGCGAGCCCGUCAAGUUUGAAGUCUGGGCUUUCCCCAGCGAAGACGACGCCGUCAAGAACAUUUACAAGAAAUACGAGCAAAAACUGCGCAACCCGCUCAACCUGGAACAGCUCUGGGGCGCUGCGGGUUUCAGCAAGGAGACGCCGUACCUGGGCGUCUUUAUCCCCGGCGGACACGGCGUCAUCAACGGCGUGCCGGAGUCGCGGCUCGUCGGCGACGUGCUGCGCUGGGCAGACGCCAACGAGCGCUACACCAUUACGCUGUGCCACGGGCCCGCGGCGCUGCUCGCCGCCGACGUGGGCAAGCCCGCGGGGAGCAAGUACAUUUAUGACGGCUACGAGAUUGUCGUCUUUCCCGACGCGCUCGACAAGGGCACCAACAUUGACAUUGGCUACAUUCCCGGCCAGAUGCAGUGGCUCGUCGGCGACGCGCUGCGCAAGCGCGGCGUCAAGACGCUGAACGACGGCAUCACGGGCCAGGUGCACCGGGAUCGUCGCCUGCUGACGGGCGACUCGCCGCUGGCGAGCAACAAUCUGGGCAAGCUGGCGGCGGAGACGCUGCUGGAGGACGUGGCGAAGCGUGGGUAG